AUGAGCGGUGGACAUCAUUACGGAGAUGUUGUCACCUUCCAGUGUUCCUCUGGGUUUGUUCCGGUUGGAUCUUCAGAAAGGACCUGCCAGGCCGACCAGACAUGGAGCGGCACUGACUUCUCCUGCCACGGUCCCUGCCCGGGUGAAUACAUCAGGUUCAAGGGAACGUGCCUGAAGUUCUCCGACGACAAGCAGACGUACCAAGGAGCAAAUGAUUCCUGCUGGGAGCGUGGCGAUGGUGGAAAACUUGUCGUCAUCAAAACUCAGGAAAUGAACGACUUCAUCGAGACCAAUCUCAGAAACAUGGGGCGCAAUGAUUCCGAUGGAAAAACAUGGAUUGGUUUGGACAACCUUACCGAUCAUGAAAAUUUUGUGUGGAGCGAUGGUAGCGCCCUGGACUACCAGAACUGGGCUCCUGACCAGCCAAGCAUAGGCACAGAGCAGUGCGUGGAAAUCCUGCCGCAGGAACACUACAAAUGGAACAACAUCCCGUGCAACGAUAGCAACUAUUACAUCUGUCAGAAAGGUACCUCAGUGGGCAGUGCCUGGGAAAUGUAAAAAAUAAUGAAUGAAAGACCUUUAUUGUACAUUUGUGCUCUAACUAGCUAAGUACAGGUCAUUAUUAGACAAGGAACAGGAUACAACAAUGACUAAACUAUACCUACUAAUGUGAUCUACUAUUUACAUGUUCAACUUCUUCUCGC
Molecule: messenger RNA, 704 nt
Organism: Branchiostoma belcheri (Belcher's lancelet)
Lineage: Eukaryota; Metazoa; Chordata; Leptocardii; Amphioxiformes; Branchiostomatidae
Product: alpha-N-acetylgalactosamine-specific lectin-like
Exons: 3
Coding region: 1-558 (185 amino acids)
Source: RefSeq, a predicted model, not a curated record